Molecule: messenger RNA, 863 nt
Organism: Sebastes umbrosus (honeycomb rockfish)
Lineage: Eukaryota; Metazoa; Chordata; Actinopteri; Perciformes; Sebastidae
Gene: atp5po
Product: ATP synthase peripheral stalk subunit OSCP
Exons: 7
Coding region: 89-712 (207 amino acids)
Biological process (GO): proton motive force-driven mitochondrial ATP synthesis
Molecular function (GO): proton-transporting ATP synthase activity, rotational mechanism
Source: RefSeq, a predicted model, not a curated record
UAAAAACUACAUUACCCAGAGUUCAACUGCUUCCUCUCAAAUGCACAUGCGCAGUGGCUCGCUCUACUCUGACCAGCUGUAGGAGAAAAUGGCAGCACACAUGCUAGGACAGCAGGUCCGUCAGUUCAGCACGUCUGUGAUCAGACCCAAACUGAUCAGGCCUCCCAUCCAGGUGUACGGCGUGGAGGGCCGCUAUGCCACUGCUCUGUUCUCAGCUGCCGCCAAGCAGAACAAACUGGACCAGGUCGAGCAGGAGAUGGGAAAAGUGUCUGCCCUCAUCAAGGACCCCAGUGUUUCCAGUAUUGUAAUGAAUCCUCAUGUAAAGCGCGCCAUCAAGCAGAAGACUUUCAAUGAUGCUCUUGCAAAGGCCAGGGUUUCACCCAUCACUGUCAACCUCAUCAAUGUUUUGUCUGACAAUGGUCGUCUUAGGAUAACUGGUGAUGUUAUCACUGCUUUCGGCAAGAUGAUGAGUGCACACCGUGGAGAGGUCAUCUGCUCCGUCACCACAGCUCAGCCUUUGGAUGAAGCUAAUCUCACUGACCUGAAAGUAGCUCUCAAGGGCUUUCUUCAGAAGGGUGAAUCCAUCAAGCUGGAGACAAAGUCGGAUCCUGCAAUCCUGGGUGGCAUGAUCGUCAGUAUCGGAGACAAGUAUGUGGACAUGUCCACCAAAACAAAGAUUCAGAAGCUGACCAAGCUCAUCAAGGAAACCUAAGUCCCGUGGACUUAGAGAUCGGAGACGACCAACAGGGGAAACGCUGAUAAAAUGUACAUUGCUAUCUGUUUUGGCACUGCAGUUGCUCCAUAAAUCCAGUGUCUAAUACUUAAAGUUCAUAUGGAUGUUAAUAAAACAUACAAAAAAAUGA